AUGACGGAAGCGUAUGCGAAGAUCACCAUAACUUGCAUGUUUGGUGCACUCGUGGUCGUUUUCUCGGUGUUCCUGGUAAUGUUAUACAAGCAAAAUCAAGACGCCAAAGAACGGCAAAGGCGGCAACAAAGUAUACGUGAAUAUCCACCGGCCGAGCCUUUUGCGCCAUCGGUGCGGUUGCCGGUGGUUGUUGACGCGGCGGUGGUUUUCACUUCCCACGAGGAGGCUCAGCGUCAAGUUGAGGCAGGCGUCGCGCCGAUCACGCGCGUGCAAAGCGAGGUGCGAGGGGCUACGGCU
Molecule: messenger RNA, 297 nt
Organism: Trypanosoma rangeli
Lineage: Eukaryota; Euglenozoa; Kinetoplastea; Trypanosomatida; Trypanosomatidae
Exons: 1
Source: RefSeq, a predicted model, not a curated record